CAAUUUCACUCAGUUUUUUAAUUCUGUAUCGUUGGAACCUCAUAGUUUAAUCGUUGUCUGCCGUGGUAGCAUCUGAGCGAUUGAUUUUGAGAGUUGGAAAAAAAAACGUUUGUUUUGUAUUUAUUUUGCUACAAUUUUCGUGUCGCUUUAAAUAUUUCACUUUGGAAAAACGUUUUCUUUAAAAUUGAAUUAUUUCUUUUGAUCGGAAUUUAAAUUUAAUUUUUGUUGGAAUAUCAGCAGUGUUUUUUUGUGAGUUUUUGGUGUUUGAGUUUUAUUGUUAAUUGACAAUGGGGAAACGGAAAGGUAAAAAAGAAGGACAACUGGAGACUGGAUUGAAGGGAAGAUCAGGCUUAGUUGUGGUAGCUGCUAUCAUAUUAAAUGGGACAAUUUUGUUUUUGAAACUAGCUGUCUGGCAAUACACAGGUUCACAUAGUAUGUUCGCAGAAAGUAUACAUAGCGCCGCAGAUACUGCAAAUCAAAUAAUUUUAGCCUUUGGUAUUCAUAAAUCAGUAAAAAAUCCCAAUCCGAAGCAUCCGUACGGAUACUCGAAUAUGCAAUACAUUUCAUCGUUGAUAUCUGGUGUGGCCAUUUUCUGUGUCGGCACCGGUUUCUCAUUCUAUCACGGUAUCAGUGGAUUGCUACAUGAAACACCGAUAGAAGAUUAUACGUGGGCGUAUAUUGUUCUCGGCGGUUCAUUUUUCUUUGAAUCCAUCACAUUGGCGAUGGCCGUUAUCUCAAUACGUAGAUCAGCAAAGGAAACCGGGGUUUCGUUUUUGAAAUACGUUCAAAGUGGGCAAGAUCCAUGCGUAAAUGUUGUGUUAUUUGAAGACACUGCCGCUGUUUGCGGUGCUGCAGUGGCAGCAGCUUGUAUUGCUCUAACAGCAUACUUACAAACAUCGAUGCCUGAUGCAGUCGGCUCGUUGUUGGUCGGUUGUAUGUUGGCUGCAGUCUCAACACUCAUCAUUCAUACCAGUGUACCAGCAUUAGUUGGCCGAUCAAUUAAAUUGGACCAGCUCGAUAAAAUCAAUGCUGAAUUGGAAAGCGACUCGAUUAUCAAAUCUAUUCAUGAUGUGAAGGGUAUUGAUAUGGGUAGCAAUAUGAUUCGUUACAAGGCUGAAAUUGAUAUUAAUGGACGCGAAUUGUCCAGAUUAUACUUAGAAACCAAAGAUUUGAAUGCUUUAAUAGUGGAAGUACAAAAGUUCAACUCCAUCGACGAAUUGCAAGAGUUUAUUUUGCAUCAUGGCGAAAAUAUCGUCGAUAUGAUGGGAGAUGAAAUAGAUAGACUGGAGAAGAAACUAUCGUCCAAGUUCCCGAAGGUGCGUCAUAUAGACUUGGAAUUGGAGUAAAGCCUUUACCAAAUGAUAUUGUCAAAACCAAUGGUAUAUAAAGUUGAGGAGAUUUUAUUGUUGUUUUUUGUCGGUGUAAAAAUAAUUAUAAAUCGAAUCCACUCGAAUGCAGAAGCUAAAAAUUAAUUUUAAGUUCGCAAGAUUUACAUUUAUAGAAUAGACAAGUAAGAUGAGUAAGUUUUCAAAGAA
This is a messenger RNA of Bradysia coprophila, 1535 nucleotides long. Its product is annotated as proton-coupled zinc antiporter SLC30A9, mitochondrial-like. Gene Ontology annotation, biological process: transmembrane transport; zinc ion transport; intracellular zinc ion homeostasis. Gene Ontology annotation, molecular function: monoatomic cation transmembrane transporter activity. Gene Ontology annotation, cellular component: endoplasmic reticulum; membrane. The record is from RefSeq and is a predicted model, not a curated record. NCBI's taxonomy places the organism in Eukaryota, Metazoa, Arthropoda, Insecta, Diptera, Sciaridae.